Ambispora leptoticha is the source of this 326-nucleotide messenger RNA. Lineage: Eukaryota; Fungi; Glomeromycota; Glomeromycetes; Archaeosporales; Ambisporaceae. The record is from the annotation of a GenBank genome assembly.
AUGUUGCAGAGAAUGUUAAACUACUUGGACAUGUACUGAAAACAAAUGUAGCUGCUUGUAGCUCUAUUGGUUCCGGAUAUUCGGUUCAGUUAGGCAAAAUUUAUUUACAUUUAUUAGAGUUAUACAAAGCAGUAAGCAAGAGAAUUUCGGACGCGAUAGUUGAGCAAGCAGAAGAUCUUGAACAAGUCAAAACACAUUUACUGCCAACAUUUUUCCAGGCUGUCCUUAUUGACUAUAAUCAGAAUGUUGAACCUGCUCGAGACGCAGAAGUACUGAGUGUAAUGGCUACUAUCAUAUCUAGGCUAGGGGUAAAUACAAUUCAUUAA